Molecule: messenger RNA, 3159 nt
Organism: Blumeria graminis f. sp. triticale
Lineage: Eukaryota; Fungi; Ascomycota; Leotiomycetes; Helotiales; Erysiphaceae
Source: the annotation of a GenBank genome assembly
AUGGCGACUGCGAUCCAAACAGGGGAGCGAGUCUCAUCAGUCAUGCCUACCUCAGAGGAUGAUGCAGAGUAUGAAGAAGACGAUGAAAUAAUAAUCCCAAUGCAAGAAGCUGAUAUGCAUUGGGAUAAAAGCCAGCAUUGCGAUGAUGAACUUGAAUUAAGCAUUGAAAACGAUACGGAGGAUCAAGAUGGUGCAAGGAGCAGCAGAGCAAAAAUACUACCUGUUAAUCGUACAGCGAAACGGAAUUGCCAAGACGAAGAGAGUGAAAAGCUUAGAGCUGUAAAAAUAGAGCCAGGAUGUGAAGAGCAAAAUAGCGAAAGUACCAACGCAGUCUCAGAUGAAGAUGACGAGACCGUCCUGGAGGAUGAAUCAAACAAUUCAACGGAUGUCGACAUGGAAGAGCAAUGGGUACCUACAGCGGAAGAAGAUGAAGAGUUAGUCAAUCCAAAUCGCUGCAUUUUUUGUUACCAAGACGAGGACAACGAUCCCGGUGAAGAAUUUGAAUUGUACUUGGCUUGCGAAGUUUGCGGCGAUAAUGUAACUGAUAUAUGGUAUUGCCCUGAUUGCGUAUCUAAUAACCUUAUUCCUAAUAACUCUUCGCCAAAUCAUCACCCGUCCGCGAAAAGGUUGAUCUCAAGACACAAGAAUUCUAGUGAACAUAUACCAUCCCGAAGAGAGCCAACCCAAACUAAAUUGAAGUCUUCCAAUGGUCGGUCGAUCCCAAUACAUAACCGUAAUUUCUUUCAAGAAACGUAUCAGAAAACUUCCGAUAUUGGAAGCAUUAUUCAUAGUGGUAAAGAGUCGAAAAAAAGUAAUUACGGUAAACAAUUAAUUCCAACCUAUGUCAAAGCUCAUGAUUUAGAGGGAAAAAGCUCCGCUAGUAGCCGUAAUGAGAGCGAACCAACGAGAUCCAAUGAGGAAGUUUCUUUGAACGAUGAAGCAAAAGAAGUAGGAAAGCUUAAGAUGCAGAGAGCAACAAGAUCAAGCCGAGUAAAGCCAUCAUCAUCGCUAACCUAUGCAAAGAUAUUGGAAAAAUCAGCGACUUCUCUCAAAAUUGCUUUCAAGCUUGAUGCAGGACAAACUGAGCAGAGAAUCCAACAAAAUCCUCAACCCAAAAGAAAGACUAACCAUAGAAAUGAGUUUAGCAAAAUUCCAACACCUGCACCAGUACCUGAAACACAUUCACAGCCGUUCUACUCAUUUCACGAUAGAGACUUUGCUGAAUCGAAAACGAAACCUUACGGAGGAAUCCUUACCGAAGAACAAGCUGACACUCUGUUUACUUUUCCAAAGCCUGAGCAUCGGCGACUAUUCGACGAAGCCCGACAGAGAGCCGAAAAAGAUUGGAAAGUUAGAGUAACAGCUGCAGCAGAGUCUGCAGCCUUGUCUGGGGUUAAGAGAACUCGCAAAAUUUCUGGACCAGCUAGUCAGAUUGAGUAUAUUGAAUUUGGAGAUUUUCAAAUUGAUAUCUGGUAUGCUGCUCCAUAUCCUGAGGAAUAUAGUAGAAAUAAGGCUCUUUUCAUAUGUGAAUUUUGUUUAAAGUACAUGGAAUCAGACAUAGUGGCUUGGCGCCAUACAACGAAAUGUCCAUGGAAAAAUCCGCCAGGCGACGAAAUCUACCGUGAUGGGCAGGUAGCAGUAUUUGAAGUUGAUGGUCGGAAAAACCCGCUAUACUGUCAGAAUUUAUGCCUCCUCGCUAAGCUUUUCCUUGGCUCUAAAACGCUAUAUUACGACGUAGAACCUUUUCUUUUUUAUGUUAUGACCGAAUAUGACGAGUAUGGAUGCCAUUUUGUCGGUUAUUUUUCUAAAGAAAAGCGUCCUAGUAGUUUCAAUAAUGUGUCUUGCAUUCUGGUUCUCCCAAUUCAUCAACGAAAAGGUUAUGGACAUCUACUUAUUGACUUUUCGUACUUAUUAACGAGAGUUGAGAAGAAAACGGGAUCUCCGGAAAAACCUCUUUCUGACAUGGGUUUAGUUUCUUAUCGAAGCUACUGGCGACUUGUGCUUUGUACCUACCUUCAAGAUUUCAAGCCUGGCGAUAAAAUACCUAGUAUAAGAAAAAUAUCAAAUGAUCUAGGUCUAACCCCAGAUGAUGUUAUCUCUGCUCUAGAUGCUUUGGGCGCUUUAAUUCGAGAUCCAAUAACUGGGACCUACGCUAUGAAGAUUAGGCCUGAAUACUAUCGUGAGGUUGUCCAAAAGUAUGAUUCAAAGAAGUACGUUAAACUCAAUCCCAAAGCGCUAUUUUGGACGCCUUAUAUUAUGGGUCGAGGAAAUCUUGCUACUUUCGAGCGAAGCUUACCGAUAAACAAAAUGAGCUCGCAAGUCGAUGGUAAAACAGAAAUUCUCGAGUCGCCUUACGAUAAAAAAGGAGAUAUUCCUUUUUACGGAGGUGCACGUGGAAACUCAGAUGAGAACAAUGAGUCCGCCGACAGAUUAUGUUCGGAAGAUUCCAUACAUCUACGAUUGCCCGAGACACCACAAUUUAGACCAUGUGGCAGCAUGGCUUCCAAUCUUUCAUAUUUUGAUGCUGCUGCAACUAUACCAGCAACUCGAUUUGAAGUCUUCCCUCCACUACCUGGAUCACGAACCCGUACAGUUCCCCGUACAUCUAGGCCAGCAAUUUCUCGGCAAAGAUCCUCAUUGUCCGUCUCCACAAAACCAACCUAUCGACGUUUAAAAGAAUUGUCUCCUUUUUCACCAAGCGAAACUGCAAAAAAAAUUCAAAAAGUGUCCAGGGAACCAGCAAGACAAUUUCGUCAGACCUCUAAGAAAAUAGAUAUUCACUCCAACCUAGAAUCGUGGUGUGGACAGCCGCCUAAAUCUGGACAGAAAUCUUUGAAUCAUAACCCUCUGAAUAAUGACAGGAAAGUCGGCACAACAGAAAACGAAGAAAAAGGAAUACGAGAUAGUGAUGUUGUGGUUCAGGAGGCCACACAUAGCCCAGACGAAGAUGCUAUCAUAUUCGACAUACCGACUGUGCGUAAACGGCGUCAUCUCGACUUGGCGCGAGGCUCUAGUCUUGGAAAACCCAAUCUAGAAAGUGAAAGUAUUGGCACCUCAAGGUCAAAGGAUUAUACAGAAGACCAUAAGAUGGAGGAUGCGCCACAAGUGGUAGGUGACUUAGAUAUGGUUAAGCCUCCUGGUCAUAUUUACACGGGAUGA